Colletotrichum phormii is the source of this 717-nucleotide messenger RNA. RefSeq names its product 60S ribosomal protein L23. The transcript is spliced from 5 exons. Gene Ontology annotation, biological process: translation. NCBI's taxonomy places the organism in Eukaryota, Fungi, Ascomycota, Sordariomycetes, Glomerellales, Glomerellaceae. The record is from RefSeq and is a predicted model, not a curated record. The coding region runs from base 118 to 537 and encodes 139 amino acids. Gene Ontology annotation, cellular component: cytosolic large ribosomal subunit; ribosome. Gene Ontology annotation, molecular function: large ribosomal subunit rRNA binding; structural constituent of ribosome.
AUUCACCAAAAACAUUUUCGAAGUCGUGAAAUUUCCAGCCUAGUUCACGAUUCCACGUCCGCCAUCUAACCCUCCAGCCAGCCCCGUAGUUGAAUUCGACACCCCCAAACCGACACAAUGGCCAAGCUCUCUCGCGGUGCCCCCGGUGGCAAGCUCAAGAUGACCCUCGGUCUUCCCGUUGGUGCCGUCAUGAACUGCGCCGACAACUCUGGUGCCCGUAACCUUUACAUCAUCUCCGUCAAGGGUAUCGGUGCCCGCCUCAACAGACUGCCCGCCGGUGGUGUCGGUGACAUGGUCAUGGCCACCGUCAAGAAGGGAAAGCCCGAACUCCGCAAGAAGGUCCACCCCGCCGUCAUCGUGCGCCAGUCCAAGCCCUGGAAGCGUUUCGACGGUGUCUUCCUGUACUUCGAGGACAACGCCGGUGUCAUCGUCAACCCCAAGGGUGAGAUGAAGGGCUCUGCCAUCACCGGCCCCGUUGGUAAGGAGGCUGCUGAGCUCUGGCCCCGUAUUGCCAGCAACUCUGGUGUCGUCAUGUAAAGGAGUUUUUUUUUUUUACACAAGUCAAGAAAUAAAAGGGCGAAAAGGACGACGUUAUGGCUACGGAUUAGGUCAACCGGUGCGAACCAUUGGGACAUACUUCAUCACCCCCUCUUCCUCCUCUCUCUGUGACAACCUCUCUCCCCCUACCAUGUCGUCAUGAAUGAGAGAGCCGAGGUC